Mytilus californianus (California mussel) is the source of this 2276-nucleotide messenger RNA. RefSeq names its product trypsin-like. NCBI's taxonomy places the organism in Eukaryota, Metazoa, Mollusca, Bivalvia, Mytilida, Mytilidae. Gene Ontology annotation, biological process: proteolysis. The transcript has 4 exons. The coding region runs from base 1 to 1275 and encodes 424 amino acids. Gene Ontology annotation, molecular function: serine-type endopeptidase activity. The record is from RefSeq and is a predicted model, not a curated record.
AUGAAGAAGGAUGACCAUGGUACCUCCAAGAAUGUAACAAAGACAUAUACAGACAACAAUCAUAACUCUACCUCAUAUAACGACUUAUUUGCUAAAUCUUACUCUCCAUGGACUGGUUGGUCAAAGUGUAAUCAACAUUGCCAACAGACUAGAAAGCGGAAGUGUAUAUCUCCGAAGACUUGCGGAAGAUCCCGAAUUAAAGAAAAACGUAAAUGUAAGCGCAAGAAAGGGAAUUGUAUUGUUACAUCGUAUAAAGUACAUAACUCUACAGAAAAAAAUAACAGACUUGUGGAUAAUUUAUACGACUUAUUUUACAACCCUUGGACUUCAUGGAAAGCAUGCAAUAAUAGAUGCAUUCGUAAACGACGUCGAAUGUGCAAGACAACAAUUUGUGAAGGUGGUUAUUUAGAGGAAGAAAGGAAAUGUGUACCAAUCGGUGGCAAAUGUAAAAAGUCACUGGUAAUACAAGGCAAAACAUCUCAUAAAAAUACGGUGUCAACAUCAUCAGCUGACGGAACCUGCGGUAUACGGCCUGCAAUAUCGAGGCGAUCGCUAAGAAUUGUUGGAGGAAGAGAAGCAUAUCCACAUAGUUGGCCAUGGCAGAUUUUGAUAAAGAAGAGAAAACACUUCUGUGGAGGGACGUUAAUUCAUCCAAAAUGGAUAUUAACAGCAGCACAUUGCAUUCCAAAAAAAGUGAAGCGACGGAAAAUACGGGUUCGAUUAGGUGAACAUAACAGAAAAAGACGCGAAGGAACAGAAAUAGAAACGAGGGUGGAAGAAUUUUAUCCAUUUCCUAAGUUUGAUUAUAAUGCUGUGAUGCAUGAUAUUGCAUUAAUUAAAUUAGUGAAAGAAAUUCCAUUGACAAAUGUGACGAACGUAGCAUGCCUUCCUGAUAAAAAAUUCAAAAUAAAACAUGGUACCAUGUGUACGACUGUAGGUUGGGGUCGACAAACAAUUACCUCGAUGAAAGGUAGUGACGCUUUACAAGAAGUGCAAGUACCAAUUGUCAGAAAGAAAAAAUGCAAAAAGGCAUUUACUUUUCCUAUCAAUAACUCACAAAUAUGUGCAGGUUUCAAAAAGGGAACUAAAGACGCUUGUAUUGGUGACAGCGGCGGCCCACUUAUGUGUCCUGUCAAAAGAAAAAAUGGCGACAUUGUUUGGUAUGUUACGGGUGUAACAAGUUAUGGGGAAGGUUGUGGAGAAAAGGGCAAAUAUGGACUCUACACAAAUGUGUCUAAAUAUUUAAAAUGGAUUCAGAAAAAAAUGUCAUCGUAGUGUUUUUUAGUUUAGCCGAGUUGCGAGUUGUCAGACUCGGAUUAUCAUACAAUUAAUGAAGUCUGUCCGUCCGUUAAUCAACAUUUUGUGUUUGCCCAUCUGAUCCAAAUGGCCAACGUAAGCUCUUUUGUCACUUUAAGUCUGUCGCAUGUUCGCUUUUGAAAUUAUUUUUCUCUGAAACCACACGAUUCAUUGACAUCAAAGUUGACCAUACUUAAUUAAGAGUUUGUAAUUACAGAAUCAUUCCGAUUAUACUGCCACCCAAACACCAUGCAUAGUCGUGGUAGUUAUACACUGAUCAUGAUAUUCAUACACAACAAUUAAUCUUCGGAUAGAGGACCAUAAUAGGUAGAGAUGUAGGGUUAAGGUAACAACUAAACUGAAAUUCUCGUACAACCUUGUUCGUAACAGACCUUUCACAGAUUUUAAGCAGGUCGCCAUAUAUUUCCCAAGUCGAUGCAUUACCGUAAGAUUGUCAAUGGUAGUAUAUAAUAAGUUUGUACUGUGUACAUGUAGUUUUCAUAUUUCCUUUAUUUCCCGUCAAUAAGUUUUUAAAUCUUUCCUUGUGGCGUUAUGUUUGGCCCUGUGAGUUUCUCAUAAGGGCAUAUUGUACCAUUUGACAUACCAUGUUAUUGUUUACUUAUUUAUCUUUUUAUUAUCAGUUCUAUUUAUUUUCCUAGCAAAUACUCCAAGUCUGUGUAGAGUAUUACGCCUUCCACCCAGAAAUGCUGAUGAAUAGAGGAACCACGGUUUGAUCUAAUUUUAUUGAGGUCCUAAUGCCAGAUACGAGGAGACAAAAUUUUCCCAUCAUGUAAAUAAAAACAAAUUUUACUCUUACUGACUCUUGUUGUUCGCAACUCGGCUAACGCACCUUUUGAACUUCAGGAUAUAAACAAAACACAUGUACAUUGUAAGUCAACAAAUAAUGAAAACUGUAACUAGUUUCUUUGUGCUUAAAUAAGCGACCACACGUAAUAUGUACAUCUUUUGCAUUAAUUUAG